Molecule: messenger RNA, 3083 nt
Organism: Danio rerio (zebrafish)
Lineage: Eukaryota; Metazoa; Chordata; Actinopteri; Cypriniformes; Danionidae
Source: RefSeq, a predicted model, not a curated record
GGGCUGAGUGCGGAGGGUGCGGCGGCCCGCGACACACUGACGCCAGGCGAGAGCACAGCGAGUCUGCUUGUAUGAAUGCUGUGAAGGAUCGCGUCGAGGUGGCGCACAAGGUACAUUUGACAACCUGUCCAAACUAAGGAACAAUAAAAGUUUCAGCAAAUACCCCAGUUCAUGUGCAACUGGCUGAUUUUUUUAUUUUUUGAGGAGGCACAGCAGAAAUUACCUGUUCUAGUGAGCUGAAUCUGACGGAGUAACUGAGACUGUGUUGACUGGGCGCACGUGGCGCCACAAUGAAUGUCACCUCACUCUUUUCCUUCACCAGCCCGGCGGUCAAACGACUGCUGGGCUGGAAGCAAGGGGAUGAAGAAGAGAAGUGGGCAGAGAAGGCGGUGGAUGCACUGGUCAAGAAGUUGAAGAAGAAGAAGGGCGCUAUGGAGGAACUAGAGAGGGCACUCAGCUGCCCCGGUCAGCCAAGCAAUUGUGUCACUAUCCCACGCUCACUGGAUGGGAGGCUUCAAGUAUCACACCGAAAGGGGCUUCCUCACGUCAUCUACUGCCGUGUGUGGCGAUGGCCCGACCUGCAAUCGCACCAUGAGCUCAAGGCCCUAGAGUGCUGUGAGUUUCCUUUUGGAUCCAAGCAGAAGGAUGUGUGCAUCAACCCUUACCACUACAAAAGGGUGGACAGUCCAGUGCUGCCACCCGUGCUGGUUCCACGAAACAGCGAGUUCAACGCUAAACUCUCCAUGCUGCCACGCUUCCGUAACCCACUCCACCAGACGGAGCCCCCCAUGCCUCAGAACGCCACCUUCCCCGACUCCUUCCCCCAGCAGCCAGCAAAUGCCCUUCCCUUUACCCCGAACUCCCCAACCAACAGUUAUCCCAGCUCGCCCAACAGCGGCACAGGCAGCACUGCCACCUUUCCACAUUCGCCAUCCAGCUCAGAUCCAGGCAGCCCUUUUCAGAUGCCAGAAACCCCUCCACCUGCGUAUAUGCCUCCAGAGGAGCCAAUGACACAGGACUGUCCCCAGCCAAUGGACACUAACCUAUUAGCUCCAAACUUGCCAUUGGAGAUCAGCAACCGAACAGAUGUUCAUCCUGUGGCCUAUCAGGAACCCAAGCACUGGUGCUCCAUUGUGUACUAUGAGCUGAAUAAUCGUGUGGGUGAAGCCUUUCUGGCCUCAUCCACCAGUGUACUCGUGGAUGGCUUUACUGACCCAUCCAACAACCGCAACCGCUUCUGCCUGGGUCUGCUGUCAAAUGUCAACCGGAACUCAACCAUCGAAAACACCCGGCGUCACAUCGGAAAAGGAGUCCAUUUGUACUAUGUGGGAGGAGAGGUGUAUGCCGAAUGUUUGAGCGACAGCAGUAUCUUUGUCCAGAGCCGCAACUGCAAUUACCACCAUGGUUUCCACCCCACCACCGUAUGCAAGAUCCCCAGUCGCUGCAGCCUCAAGAUCUUCAACAACCAGGAGUUUGCAGAGCUCUUGGCACAGUCAGUCAAUCACGGUUUUGAAGCUGUCUAUGAACUCACCAAGAUGUGCACCAUCCGCAUGAGUUUUGUAAAGGGCUGGGGUGCAGAGUACCAUCGGCAGGAUGUGACCAGCACCCCGUGCUGGAUUGAGAUUCAUCUUCAUGGACCCCUGCAGUGGUUGGAUAAAGUCCUCACCCAGAUGGGAUCUCCUCACAACCCCAUUUCUUCAGUGUCCUAGAUGGAGCUGACCAUAAAGCAACUGCUGAUGCAACCCUGUCAGUCUGGGUUCACAUGUAGAAGCUGAUUGGUUGAAGGGAGGGGUGGGAGAUGACUAGAGGGUUGGCUUUGUGUACUACUUGAAGGCAGUUUGUUAGGGUGGGGGUCAUCGAAUCUGGCUGAAGAGUCCUCAGUUUUCAGCCCGUGAGAAUCUGGAAGAUACUUGACAACUCUGUGUGACCAAGCAUGUUUAAUGAUGAGGCAUCAUACUUGUGGCGAGUAUCCUCCUCUGGUCUUGUUCGUAAGAAGUUUGACUUUUUUAAAGCCAAUUUGUUUGUUUUCUUUCUAUUUCUUUUGCAUUUCCCAUCCUUUUCCCAGUUUACAAUCAGUAUUCCAUUGACAAAAAAAGAUCUGCAUCCUAGCUUAGAGACUAGAACAGUGUUGUACAGAGUAGAGUAGCGUGAACACGUCUGAAAGACCACAACAUAAAUCUUGUGCAGAAUUAUAAUGCUUUAAGUGAACUGAGCGGCAUGAAGCUGUGAGAAGGAUAACGAGGUUAUUAAUGCAACAUUUCUCACAGCUGGAAAGGAGAAAAACAUGUAGCAAAAACAGACAAAAAUGUCUAAUGUAGAAUGAAAAAUGCAUAUAUUUGAAUACGAAAACCGUUGAAUGGGAUAAAUGUAUGGGGAGUUGGGCAUGUAAGUAGUGGGUAGGGAACUCGUGCAAAUGUUGCGCUACUUUCAUCACAGUUGCGUUCGACUGAUUUUAAAAGUGGGUGUGUAAAUGUACUUAUUAUUAGUAAGGAAAGUGUUGUGCAGUCUGUUUUUUUUGUUGUUGUUGGUUGUUUUGCAAGUGUGGUUUGAUCCCCGGGAUUGUAAGUUUGAUGUCUACAAAUGAGAGCAGAAGCAGGCAUCGUUUUCUUUGUCCAUGUACAGUAUUGUGGACUCACCACUGAGCUGCACAGAAGAACGUCCUUGUUACUUUUAUUCUGAAAUGGCACGAAUAUGUUUCAUAAAACACCUUUAGAAAAGCAGGAGGAAAAGCUUACAUAAUGCCUGUGCAUUUUUAGAGUAAACUGAUUUCUUUUGUGUUGACUAAGAUUUAAAUGGCACUAGUGAUAUUGUUUUGUUAAAAGAAAUUGUUAAUUUUUGAUUAACUUCCUCUAAGAUUUUUUUUAUCCAUAGUGAAAUCCCAUCCACUGUUAAAAUGUACACAUUUUUGUAUUUUUUGAAGAAAAUAUAUAAUGUUGUUCCUUCAUAUUUGCACUUUCUUAAGUGGCUUCUCGUCUCUGUCCCUUUUUUUUCGUGCUGUUCUUGCUUACCUGUACUCUCAGAAAGCAGUUUUAUUCCAUAUCAAGUCUCUACUGGAAGAUUCAAUUAAAGUGUUUCAUUAUCAC